Messenger RNA from Neolamprologus brichardi, 1538 nucleotides. Lineage: Eukaryota; Metazoa; Chordata; Actinopteri; Cichliformes; Cichlidae. The record is from RefSeq and is a predicted model, not a curated record.
CUUUUAUUUUGUUCCUCAGCUGCGACACGCAUGAUAGCCAAUGCUUUGAGCCAUGACUCUCCACCAGCCACGCCAGCCCGCCGGCCUGACAACCGCCUCUCCGUCACAGUGUCCAACACGCAAGCAAACAAGAGUAACAAAGCAGUUAUACGCCAACCAGCUGACGAGGGGAACGGUCUGCCUGUAGUGAAGCGUCGCCGCGUAACAGCUGAGAUGGAAGGCAAGUACAUCAUCAACAUGCCCAAGGGCACCACUCCUCGCACACGCCGAAUCCUGGCCCAGCAGGCCAAGAAAGGUUUGAAACGCACGUCUGUGUUUGCGAGACUUGGAGCUGAAUCGAAGGCAGACACGACAACGGGCGGUAACAAGCCGACCGGCGUGUUCAGCCGCCUCGACAGAGGGGAAGAAGCUGCAGACGAGCCGACAGCUGGAAACGCAGGUGAAAACGAGGACGACAGCGAUGGAGAAGGCUCUGUCCUCCAGUAUGCUGGCGUCCUCAAGAAACCCCCUUCCCUCCAGAAAAAAGAGUCUGCGAUAAAAGCGCCCCCCAUCACCCUGCGGCGCCUCGGCGGCAAAUUCAAACUACCUCCCUCUGAUACACCCACCUCCUCCUCACCUUCCCUGAAUGGUCUCCCCCCUGCUAAGAUUAGUGUUCUUCAGAGACUGGGCAAGCCCCCCGCAACACACUCAAAAACCAGUGUGUCGCAGACACCCGCUGACACACAGGACAACAGAGUGACCAGCACCAGAUCCCGAGCCCAGGAGAGGACGACUGUAGCAAGCUCCAAGGUGAGCAGCAGCACCGGAGGAGCUGGAAUGGGAGGAGAGUCCGCGGGAGCCCAGAUGGACGUUAAAGCUAUCAGUGUUUUCAAGAGACUGGGCAGCAAGAGAACCUAACACACUCACCCCACCACCACCACCCAAAAAAUACUCUUUCUUUACACUCUUUUUAAAGUUUGUAUCGCCAACUUUUAGGAUUUAUCUUGCUGCAAUAUUUUUUGUUUUGUUUUUGUGUUUGGAUAAAUGACAAAGAUUAUCAUUUACAUUACACUCAUUAUUCAUGCUGCCAUUGGAAAAAUGUUUACCGUUUAGUGUCCAAACCUAUUAUUUAAGGACUUAUGGUCUGCAUUUGUUAGCUUAAAGCAUGAGCUUGGCAUACGCUACCCCCACCACACCCCACACGAGGAUGCUGCUGCUGCCUCCACUCCCUGAAUGCCCCUGAAUGAAUAGUGAGGCUGUAGAAAAUGUUGCAUCUCCAAGAAUAAUUAUGUAAGUGUUUUAUUGAUAUUUGCCUGAACAUGUAAAAUGUACAGAUUUUUGUUUUGUUUUAUUUUAUUUUUUAUUUUUAAGUUGAAUACACAGGACAGCAGUCAGACUAGUAAGGAGAUGAUAAGUUAAAGUUAAUCUUCUAACCUUCACAUAAGAAUUACCUCCUUUUCAAAGUAUGAAAAGUGUCGAUAACAAGCUUCUGAACUCAGACCCCGAACUUGUGAGAGGGGAAAGGAAAAAAUUCAAACUAUUAAACAGAACAACCUCGA